Molecule: messenger RNA, 759 nt
Organism: Cucurbita pepo subsp. pepo (vegetable marrow)
Lineage: Eukaryota; Viridiplantae; Streptophyta; Magnoliopsida; Cucurbitales; Cucurbitaceae
Cellular component (GO): endomembrane system
Source: RefSeq, a predicted model, not a curated record
UCCUCGCGGAGUCAAAAACAGGUAGGCGUCUCUUUGCUUCAAAAAAACAAAAUUCCACCGUCGUCGCCGCCGAUUUCUCUACCAAAUCCCGGCACCUAUUUUUCUGCGGAUCCAAGCUUCAACACCUUCUUCUUCCUUCAGCCCUAGAUCUCCGUUUAUUACAGAGAAAGAUGGCGUACGUGGACCAUGCGUUUUCGAUAACAGACGAAGACAUUAUGAUGGAUUCUCCCUUCACCGUCAACAAUCGGCCUCCUAUCAAGGAGAUCGCUCUUGCUGUUUCUCUUCUCUUUUUUGGAAUGAUUGGAAUCAUCGUUGGUAUCUUCAUGGCCAGUAAUCGAGUCGGUGGUGAUCGUGCUCACGGGGUGUUCUUCUCGUUGUUGGGAGCUCUCUUGUUUAUUCCGGGUUUCUAUUACACGCGGAUUGCUUACUAUGCGUACAAGGGUUACAAGGGUUUCUCCUUCUCCAACAUACCGCCUGUCUAAAUCCUCCAAGUCCAACCACUUCUCUACACUUGUACAUAUUUUCUUCUCCAGAUUUCUUCACUCUCUACGCUGUUCCCCCCUCCCGCUUCUCCUUUUGACUACAACUAACACUAUCUGUUUACUAUCGAUGGAGUGUGAAGGAUUGUAUGUGAAUUUGAGUUGUGCAUUAUCGACAUAGUUAUUCUUCUUUAAGCUUUACUUCCUAGUCGUCGUUCCUACAGGCGUUUCAAUAUACAUGGCGAAUUUCGGAGUAUAAUCGAGUCUUUUAUCUAUAUAA